Molecule: messenger RNA, 4157 nt
Organism: Morone saxatilis (striped sea-bass)
Lineage: Eukaryota; Metazoa; Chordata; Actinopteri; Moronidae
Gene: lrig3
Product: leucine-rich repeats and immunoglobulin-like domains 3
Molecular function (GO): protein binding
Source: RefSeq, a predicted model, not a curated record
UCCUGCACAGCACAAGUUGCCCCAACAGCAGCAAGCAGCGGCGGCGGCGGAGGCAGCGAGGCGCACGGCAGAAAAAAGUUUCUCCACAGGAAUGGGCAAGUUUAAAAAGUACGCCUUUCUUUCACAUUUCACAUCCACGGCCCUCACAACGACGCGGGAUUGGAUAUAAAGGACCGACUGUGUUGAUAAACGGCACCAGAUUUGGGAUUUUCUUCGGUGACCCCCCCACUACUACCUCUUUGGAUUGGCUGCGCUUCAUCUGAAGAUACAACCGAGAGAGAGUGUUCUUCUCUCUUGUGUGGCCGGAGAAAAUGUGGUCCCCUACGCAGCCUCGCACUUUGGCGAGGUUUGCCGUGCUUUUUCUGCUGUUUGUGAGGCUCCAGCGUGGAUCUGCUGCUAACACAAGGACGUGUCCCCCUCCCUGCUCCUGUUCUGGGGAGCUUUUGGACUGCAGUCGGCUGAAAAGGGGCCAAAUUCCAGAAACUAUCCCGGAAUGGACAGUUCAACUGGACCUGAGCCAUAACAAAUUGCAGGUGCUUGACAGCACGUUGUUUUCUAAACUACAACAUCUAAGUGAAAUAAAGCUGAACCACAAUGAACUGGAGGCAGUACCUGAUUUGGGCCCUUAUGCUUCAAACAUCACAACCCUCAUUCUAGCAAACAACAGGAUCACCAGGAUCUCUGUGGAGCAGCUCAGGCCCUUCCUCGCUCUGGAAACGCUCGACCUCAGCAACAACAACAUUGUGGAUAUAAAGGCCAGCUCCUUCCCCACUCUUCCGCUCAAGAACCUGUUCCUCAACAACAAUCGAAUCUCGUCGCUGGAGACGGGCUGCUUCACCAACCUGUCCAGCAGUCUGCAGGUUCUUCGGCUCAACCGCAACCGGCUCUCCACCAUCCCAGCUAAGAUCUUCCAACUGCCCAACCUCCAGCAUCUGGAGCUGAGCAGGAAUCGGGUUCGCAGGGUGGAGGGCCUGACGUUCCACGGUCUGCACGCUCUUCGCUCCUUGAAGAUGCAGAGGAACGGCCUCAGCCGCCUGAUGGACGGAGCCUUCUGGGGCCUCAGCAACAUGGAAGUGCUGCAGCUGGACUACAACAACCUGACGGAGGUGAGUAAGGGCUGGCUGUACGGCCUGCUGACUCUGCAGCAGCUCCACCUCGGCCACAACGCCAUCAGCAGGAUCCGACCUGACGCCUGGGAGUUCUGCCAGAAACUCGCCGAGCUGGAUCUCCAAAAGAAUGAAAUCUCCUGGACCAUUGAGGACAUGAAUGGGCCUUUCUCUGCGCUGGACAAGCUGAAAAAACUAUUUCUGCAGGGGAACCAGAUCCGCUCAGUGACCAAGAAGUCUUUCUCUGGCCUGGACGCGCUGCAGCACCUAGAUUUGAGUAAUAAUGCCAUCAUGUCCGUCCAAGCGAACGCCUUCUCUCAGAUGAAGAACCUGCAGGAGCUGCGUCUGAACACCUCCAGCCUGCUGUGCGACUGCCAGCUGAAGUGGCUUCCCGUCUGGGUGGCAGAACAAACCUUUCUGCCCUGCGUCAAUGCCAGCUGCGCCCACCCGCAGAUGCUGAAGGGCAGGAGCGUGUUCGCUGUCAGCCAGGAGGAGUUUGUGUGUGAUGACUUCCCAAAGCCUCAAAUCACUGUCCAGCCGGAGACCCAGUCAGCCCUCAAGGGCACCAACGUGACGUUUGUCUGCUCGGCGGCUAGUUCCAGCGACUCACCCAUGACCUUCGCCUGGAAGAAAGACAACGAGGUCCUGAACGACGCAGAGAUCCACAACCAGGCCCACCUACGGGUGCAGGGAGGUGCAGUAGGCGAGACGGAGGUGACGGAGUAUACGACCACCCUGCAGCUACGUAAUGUGGAGUUUUCCAGUGAGGGAAAGUACCAGUGCGUCAUCUCCAACCACUUUGGAUCAUCCUAUUCCACCAAGGCCAGACUCACUGUCAACAUGCUCCCUUCCUUCACCAAGAUGCCAAUGGACCUGAGUAUCCGUGCUGGAGCAACAGCUAGGCUGGAAUGCGCCGCCGUAGGUCACCCUUCUCCUCAGAUCGCCUGGCAGAAAGACGGAGGCACGGACUUCCCUGCCGCCCGUGAACGCCGUAUGCAUGUCAUGCCGGAGGACGAUGUGUUUUUCAUAGUGGACGUCAAGACUGAGGACAUUGGCGUUUAUAGCUGUACGGCUCAGAACACAGCUGGAGCUAUUUCUGCAAAUGCUACGCUAACUGUGUUAGAAACACCCUCCUUCUUGCGUCCCCUCAUGGAUCGCACUGUGGCCAAGGGCGAAACCGCUGUCCUGCAGUGCAUAGCUGGCGGUAGCCCUCCCCCAAGGCUCAACUGGACCAAAGACGACAGCCCGCUGGUAGUGACCGAGCGCCACUUCUUUGCAGCUGCCAACCAGCUCCUCAUCAUCGUUGACGCUGCCGAGGCUGACGUGGGGAAGUACACUUGCGAGAUGUCCAAUGCGCUGGGCACAGAGAGGGGUAACGUGCGGCUGGCGGUCAUACCAAAUCCCAACUGUGACUCUGGAGUGCAGGGCGGCGUGGGAGUCGGCAUGGUGGCCGGGGCAGGACCGGACGAUGAUGGGUGGACCACAGUGGGCAUUGUCAUCAUAGCAGUGGUGUGCUGCGUGGUGGGCACGUCACUAGUUUGGGUGGUCAUCAUCUACCACACCCGGCGACGCAAUGAGGACUGCAGUGUCACCAACACAGACGAGACCAACCUACCCGCCGACAUCCCCAGCUACCUCUCCUCCCAGGGCACACUCGCUGACCGACAGGACGGCUACAUCCCAUCAGAGAGCGGCAGCAGCCAUCAGUAUAUGGCCUCGUCUAUUAGUGGCUUCUACCUGCAGUCCAAAGACAUGAACGGUCUUUGUCAGCUGGAUACAGGAAGUGAGGCAGACAUAGAGGCAGCCAUUGACCCUCUGCUCUGCCACUAUCAAGGUCCAAUCAGCUCACUCCUUCGCAGAGAUAACAUGUACUCCACUGAUCCAUCAGACGUCUUUACAGGCUGUUCCAUUGACCAAAAGCCGAUAUGCAUCGACUCCUACAGCAGCAGUCUGACCAGCUCUAAAAGGAAAGACUAUUUGCUGUCAGACCAUUUUGACCUCUGCUCGUCCACUGUUCUGAUGCAGCUCCCCAACGCCAGUCUCCAUCAUGGUCCACCCCACCAGCAGAGUGACCGCCGACCAUCCAUAGAGGAGGGAGAAGCCAACGACUACGGGAGACCUCACGAGUGUCUUUCCCCCUGCAACACCUUCAUGGGAACAUUUGGGAAAGCUCCCUGGAGGCCUCAUAAGGACCUGUACACAGGCUUCGGUCCGCCGUCGGUGACGCAUAAUGGCAUAACGCUGCACGAGAAUCCUUACGCCGCUCCGGACACCGAUUCAGACCAGGAGGAGAACAGCUUCACCAAGGACUUGCUGUCAGAGCAGUGUAAUAACAUUUAUGAACAGCCGUUUGACAGCAGCAGGACUGAUCCCAUCCCACAGCGCAGAACGAACACUUAGCUGAGCGACUGUUGUUUUUUAAGAAGAGGACGACCAAAAUAAACAUUACUACCUCACUGAAUGGACACUUUUGCAAUAAAGGACUCCUCAAAUGUGCAACGAGUGAAUGUAAAGGACAAUUUGAUGUUCCUAGAGAAAAGUAAAAAGGAGCAUGUUAGCAGCGGUUCUUUAAGGACGCAGCUUCAGUUAAAUAAUAUAGAUGAUAUAUACAUUUUUUAUAUAAAGUUUAUUAUAUUUUGUAAAUUGUAUAUAAACAGAUUCCAUUAUUUUUGCUUACCUUUUGUGUACGACUAUUUUGCAGCCCUGCCUAUUCAGUUAUUCCAGCUUUGAAUGAAGCAGUGUUUUGCACAUAUGUAAACAAUAAAAAAAACACCUUGUGUGCUGCUACAUUCACUGAAGCGCUACAAGUCUUCAAUGAUGUUACUGUCUUUAUCAUGCAGGACAUGUAUUAGAGAUUUAGAGGACGUGGUGCUGGUGGUGGGUCUUAUACGCUGGCCUUUUAGAGCACAACCACAGACCGCCAAGGACGCUGCAGCUCUGUCAUCAGUCAGCCCCCCCACCAAGAGAGAGAUGGAGAAAGAGAGGAUGUUUAACUGUUUGGUAUCACAACCUGAUUCCAUGUAGGGCUGGGCAAUAAUUACAAAUAAAGAG